Molecule: messenger RNA, 2241 nt
Organism: Podospora pseudopauciseta
Lineage: Eukaryota; Fungi; Ascomycota; Sordariomycetes; Sordariales; Podosporaceae
Exons: 1
Coding region: 1-2241 (746 amino acids)
Source: RefSeq, a predicted model, not a curated record
AUGACAUCUCAAAGCCCCGCAUUUUCGACCAAUGAGCUUCCAGGAGGUGGCGGUGAGGUGUCAGUGCCGAAGGCUUUCUCCCACUUGCGCUUUUUUGGCAGUUUGAGGGUUGAUGUACUAAUCCACACUUUUCGAGGACCACAUUGGAUCAGAUUCACACAGAUCUACUUGAUCUCUAAGACUUCCACUGACAAUCAGUUCCCUACUGUCAAAUUUUGUCACAAGAUGGUGCCGACAAGCUUUCAAUACCGACCCCUUCCCCCCCCUCCAGCCAAGCUCAUCCGGCUCUUGUCUAUCCACCCGAGCGAAGACAAUACAGCCCCGAUCUGCCUAUCGUUUACGAAUCAACCAGCCUGCAUCGACAUUCAAGAUGAAGCUAUCACACCUUACGAAGCUCUGUCCUAUGUAUGGGGCUCCGAAGCCGACCCGGCUCCAAUCGCCAUGAUCACGAUCGACGCUGACGGCUCAACAAAACACAACACAAUGCUCGUCACCCAAAACCUUGCCACCGCGCUCAGACACCUCCGUCUGCCCUCGAGCCCGCGCACAAUCUGGAUCGACGCCAUCUGCAUCAACCAAAACGACUGGACCGAAAAAGGCCACCAAGUCAGUUUCAUGGGCGACGUCUACGAAAAAGCAGCCCACGUCGUCAUCUGGCUCGGCCCCGAAGGAGACGAUAGCAGCCACGCACUGAAUAUCCUCCGAGACAUCGGAUCCCAAGUCACCGUUGACUGGAACAUGCAAUCCAUGACACCCACCCCCAACGCCCGCGACCCCUCACUCGCCGACAUUGACACCCCCUUUCCUGACGACGGGCAUUACACCCCCCGCGACGCCAACGCCGUCGAAGCAUUACUCAAUCGGUCUUGGUUUGAACGACUCUGGGUCUUACAAGAGCAAGCACUAGCAAACAACGCAACAUUUCAAGCUGGCCAUUCCACCAUCUCCCGCCUCGACCUCCGCAAUGCGGUCUACUGCACCAACGUCAAGAACUCUGAAGGGUCUAGCCCGAUGGCGAAGCUGUGCCGGACUGAUAGGGCUUGGCUGGUGGUUGCGAUGUGCAGGCCUAGAUUCCCUAUCAACCUGACAGAAAUGCGGACGUACUGCGAAGAGAUGAAGUGCAAGGAUCCAAGAGAUAGGGUUUAUGCACUGUUGAGGCUGCUGAGUGGGUUUGAGAGGGAGGGGGGUGCUGCGGAGGUUGUGAGGCCGGAUUAUACUGCUUCUGUUGCCGAGGUGUAUGGGGAUGUGGUGUUGAAGUAUAUCCAGGCGACUAGGAAGGGGGAUAUUUUGGCGCAUGCGGGGGUUAAAGACGAGGAGGGGGGGUCAAAGUGGUGGCCGAGCUGGAUUCCGGAUUGGUCUUAUGAGAUGGAGAGGCAUAUGUAUGGACUGCCGUGCUCUGGGGGAGAGACUUUUCUUGCGGUUGUCACGGAUACGUCUCUGGAGGGGACAUUUCUCUCUAUGGUUGGUGUCCAGUGCGCGGAAAUCACGGUUACGGCCCUGCCAGACGACACUACCACUCCUCUUGCCACGCUGGCCAGCUUUCGAAAGCUCUUCAGGGAUGUUUUCGCCAAGGUGACGGCUGUGCAACAACCAAUUCUCCUAGAAAGCAUGAGCCGGGCAGUCAGCGCAGGCCGCUUUCGAGAGACGUUUAUCCCACCGGAAAACUACUACCUGCCUAUGUCUGACGUGACGGACAUGCUGCGCAAAGUCCUGACCACAUCUGAGGAUUUUCGUGAGGAGAACAAUGAGGACCCAAACUUGGUACUCCUAGGAAAACACAUGACGACCUGGGUUCAAGGACGCCAGUACUUCAUGACAUCUGAUGGCAGAUUUGGGCUUGGACCCAAGGCAACACAGCCAGGAGACAUCGUAUGUCUUUUCCUCGGGACAGACACCCCUCUAAUCUUGCGUGCAACAGAAAAAGACAGGCAUCUUGAGUUCUAUCAACUUGUUGGAGACGCCUUCAUGCAUGGUAUCAUGGCUGGCGAACCAUUCUUAGGACCACUCGAAAGUUAUCAGCGGCAGGUGUAUGCAUUCAACGAGAGUAAUCGAGGCAGCCUAUCCAUCUUGGAUGAACGGACAGGAGAGGUCGUUAUCAAGGAUCCAAGGAUCGAAAGAUUAGGGCUAGGCCUUAAAGCCGUUGAUACUUUCACAAGUUCGGGUGGCGAGUUGAGAUAUGAAAUAAGUAUGCAGCAACUGAAAGAGAAGGGUGUGGCAGUACAAGAUUUCUGUUUAGUUUGA